CGUUCUGAGUUCCGUUUACCAUUUACUUCCUUUAGUCCUAUUCCUGUGGUCCAGGUUGACGCGUAGUGAAAUAUUGUACAUUUUAAACGUAAUAUAUGUCGUGUGACAAAACACGAUGCAACAAAUGAAACGUCUAUUAGAUAUAUAUGUGGCGUUGCAGGCUCUGUUUGCGUUGUCACGGUGUUUUUCCGACGGAGAGCCGGGGCCUGUAGCAGGUUCUCAGUCGAAUGGAGACCGUUUCAAAAUCGAAGGGCGAGCGAGCGUUCCCGGAGUGAAAACACAAGACUGGAUCUCCACAGCCCUAAUCCUGGUGGAAGGAGAGGAAUAUGUUGGUUUUCUCAAGACUGAUGGGAGCUUUGCUGUCAACGAUGUGCCCUCUGGCUCAUAUGUGGUUGAAAUCGUAUCACCGUCUUUCAGAUUUGAUCCUAUUCGGGUGGACAUUACCUCCAAAGGGAAAAUGAGGGCACGCUUGGUGAAUCACAUCAAAACCUCUGAAGUUAUUCGACAGCCGUACCCUCUUCAGAUCAGAUCCAGUGGUCCACACACAUACUUCAUGAAGCGGGAAACUUGGGGCUGGACUGAUUUUCUGAUGAACCCAAUGGUCAUGAUGAUGGUUCUUCCCUUAUUAAUCAUCGUCCUGCUCCCAAAGGUGGUAAAUACUAAUGAUCCUGAGAUGAGAAAGGAAAUGGAGCAAUCUAUGAAUAUGUUGAACCCUAACCCAGAAUUGCCAGAUGUUUCUGAAUUUAUGACAAAAUUGUUCUCCAAGGGCUCCAGUAAGUCUGGAGGAGGCAACAAAGGCAGCAGAAGUGUUGCUCUGAAGAGGAGGUAGUGCCGUGUAUUUGGUCGGUUUUCUUUAACACUGUUUUACUGGUUUCCCAUUUUAUAUAUAUAUAUGAACAGUUUCUUUUUCAACUGAAAUGCUUGACAAAGCAAGACUGUGUUUGCACUGUGCUACUUUUCCAUACUUGUCUUCUUUGGAUACAUUGUUAAUAAUCAGAUCAUUUUAGUCAUUGUAAUGAUACUCUGAAAAUUAGCCUAUACAUAAAAUUUAGUAAUGGAUAAAACCAGUACAGAUCGAGCAAGGCAAGAAAUUCAUCUUUUUUUAUAUAUAUAUAGAGCUUAACUAGGAUGUUUUAACUUUAAAUUUAGAAUGAGUGAGUGAGAAAGUAAAGUAUUUGAUUGAACAGUUAAAGAUAUCCAGUUUUGCUAAAACAUUUCAAUAUCUUGUAAUGCAAUUAAUGUGAUGGUAGUCUAUGCUUUUACUGCUGCUGUGCAAAAGAUUCAUCACACAGAUAUGAUUCCUUCUCAGAAUUGAGGUUAAUACAGGUUCACCUCAGUUAUAACUUGAAUAAAAGCGAAGUAGUAAUAAAAGCUUUAAGUAAAAUUCAGCAUAACAUUGUUGGUUGGUUGUUGAGUGCUUUGGGUUGAUGCAACAGCUGCAGUACGGCUGUACUGAUUAAGUCAGAUUCAGAAUUUAGUACUCCCUGUAUGUAUUUGUCUUACUCAUUUUGUCACAAGCAUUAUGGGAUAUUUUAAAAGCACACUUGUGCUUAAGGGUCAAGAUAGAUGAAAAAUAUAUAAUGAGGGUCCAUUUUUGCAGUGAUACCAUGUGUAUUUCCAGACCAACCCAAGGAGGUGACAUUGAUAACAAAUUCUGUUUCAUAACUACUUGAAAUAAAGUUUUUAGGUUAUAAUAUUUACUAUAUCUUGUUGGGUUUGUACAAGACUGUGAAUGAAGAUGAGAAAUUCAUAAGAUUUAAGCUAUGAAGUAUAAUCUUAUUUAAACAAUGGAAAUAAACUGGUGGAAAAU
Sinocyclocheilus grahami is the source of this 1810-nucleotide messenger RNA. RefSeq names its product ER membrane protein complex subunit 7-like. The transcript has 5 exons. Gene Ontology annotation, cellular component: EMC complex. Gene Ontology annotation, molecular function: carbohydrate binding. The coding region runs from base 116 to 829 and encodes 237 amino acids. Lineage: Eukaryota; Metazoa; Chordata; Actinopteri; Cypriniformes; Cyprinidae. The record is from RefSeq and is a predicted model, not a curated record.